Molecule: messenger RNA, 758 nt
Organism: Folsomia candida
Lineage: Eukaryota; Metazoa; Arthropoda; Collembola; Entomobryomorpha; Isotomidae
Gene: Naa20A
Product: N-alpha-acetyltransferase 20
Exons: 4
Coding region: 148-669 (173 amino acids)
Biological process (GO): N-terminal peptidyl-methionine acetylation
Cellular component (GO): NatB complex
Molecular function (GO): protein-N-terminal amino-acid acetyltransferase activity
Source: RefSeq, a predicted model, not a curated record
AAUACAAUUUUCCAAGUUGGUCGUGCUGCUGUCUUGUUUUUUGUUAAAAUUUUGAAAUUUCCAUUAAAAAAUAAAUUUUGGCCUUUAUCAUCAUUUCGAGGAGGGAGGUGAAGGUAGUUCACUUCUGAAUAGGUUAUUGUUUCAAAAAUGGUGAGCUACAAACCCUUCAUUUGUUCGGAUUUGUUGCGGUUUAAUGAAGUGAAUGUGGAUGCGUUCACGGAAACGUAUGGAAUUUCAUUUUAUAUGAGCUAUAUGGCGAAAUGGCCAGAGUAUUUUUUGAAAGCGGAGGACAUGGACGGGAAAAUUGUGGGAUAUAUUAUGGGGAAAGCAGAGGGCACUGGAGAGAACUGGCAUGGUCACGUGACCGCGGUGAGUGUCUGCCCGGCGUAUCGACAUGGAGGAGUCGCUGCUAAAUUGAUGAAGUAUUUGGAAGAAGUUUCCGAACAGAAGGAAUGCUAUUUCGUGGAUCUCUUUGUUCGCAAGUCCAACACAGCUGCGAUUAAUUUUUACAAAAGCCUAGGGUAUAUAGUUUAUCGAACGGUGUUAGAUUAUUACUCUGGAGAACCAGAUGAGGAUGCAUAUGAUAUGCGAAAAGCUCUAUCUCGUGAUGUGGAGAAGACAUCUGUUAUACCGUUAAAGCAACCUGUCCGACCGGAGGACAUCGAAUAGCCUUUAGAUUUUUUAAAUUACAUUGCAUCAAGUCAUUUGUAUAACUGAAUUUGUAAUACAAUUUUAUCAUUUUAACAUGUGGAUGCAUA